AUUUCAAGUGUUGAGAAGCAGGGGUGCAAAUAUGUGACUGUGUAUCAGGCAGUCUGUGCAGCGUGGCCUUACACACAUGUGUAAUGCUUCCUCUUCCUGCAUUGAACUGUGUACGUGACCUUGUGCGGUGAAAAAGGACACCAGUGUGGCUCGCAGACAAGACUGUGUAGCAAAUAGCAGGCCAGGCAUGCAGGCUCUCUGCUGCAGCGGAAAGCAAGGCUUGUUGUUUAGUUGUGCGUUCCUUGCCUCAUGUUCGUUGCUCUCUUGAGCUCUCUCAUUUCUGCAAUCCGUGUGUAGUGCUUCUCCAUUCACACGCUAUAGCUGGAAAGGUAUUGCUGGAUAGUCCUUUGCCAUUUGCAGACAUUGUGUGCUCUAUUCCUUCAAUGAACAGAUAUUUCUUCAUUCGUCUGACCUGGCAACAGAAUCAUUUAACAGUAAAAGGGAAAGGAGUCCAUGAUUACAUGUGGAUUAGCAUAUUUGUUGUGUGCUUUUGAUUGUGGUUGGAGGUAAUCUUGAGGAAACCGAUCGGGGUAAUGGAAGAACAGCAUGGUUAAUGGUUGCAACAUACAGCGAUGUUCAGUCAUGCUUAUGAUAGUUUUGUGAAUUCUCUUCUAAAGGGAGAAAACGUUGGGAUUACAAGACGUACUAACAGGGCUCCAGCUGUUACUACCCAAGCUACCACUACAACCCACACCCGGACAGUGCAGAGAAGCCACAGUCCAAGUCAUGCCCCUUCUGGACCCCAGACUACAGUUAUCAGUAACAACAGCAGUAGCAGUAGCGGAGGUAACGGUGGAAGCAGUAACAGUAAGAAGAAAAGGAAAGAAAAUAAAGAUGUCACCCAAGUCUCCACCCCGCCCGUUGUCCCUCAAGAACAACCAGAGAAAGCUGACAAGACUUUAGAAAAACCUGGCAAGGAGAAAACCUUAGGAACCUGUGCCAGUGCACACAAGAGCAAGAAGGAGAGGAAGAGAAAAUCGGAUGAACCAGUUGAAGAGGAGAAGAAGCCGCCAUCUUGUACACCUGAGAAGCGACCAAGGUCAAAUUCUGGGAAUUCUGAAACAUCGCAAGAACGCGUUGAGUUGAGCAAAGGUGAAACUCUUGAAUCCGUUAUUCCUGGUAGUGAAACAAAUAAAAGUGAACCUGUAUCAAAACCUGAUAAAGUGUGGCAAUCGAACACUACUCCUGUGCAAGUGGAAUCUAAACUGAGAGAGGAUAUUAAUGUGGUCUGUAAUUCCAGUAAAACCAAGAAUAAGGCAGUGAAUAAACAGGAACAAGCCAUUAGCAGUGAUACCAAGGAUUCACGUUCCUCUACUCCGGACUCGGUCAAGAAACAUAAGUCAAAAUCAAAGAAGGAGCACAGACUCAAACAAAUAGAACCCAUAGAGGAUACUCCACCAGUAAUACCUGCUGUUGAUCAAAGCAGAGUGACUGCAUCUACUAAUGUGACAACCAGUGUCUCCAAACAGAUGGUCGAGUCCAAAACUGAAGCAACUGGGCCUGGUGGUUUGAGGCCACCUAUUCCUGAAAAGGAAGCAAACAGGAAGAACUUAAGAGAGUUUCCGUCAAAUGUUCUGAGAGAACAAUCACUCACAUCGGCCAUUGCUGGAAUCAUUGCUCGGGAACUGAAUAGAGACUCUUCAGAUGUUUCCUCAGGUGUUGGUAAGAAACCAGAACCUAAUUCAGUCACAUCAGGUAUUUCCACAUCGGAAAUACAACCAUCAAGUGUAUGUCAGCAAAUAACAAACAAUAGUAGUAUUACAAAAUCUAGCAUUAGUGAUAGAUCAGUGAAAAGUGGACCAAUAACCACAGCGUUAUAUACAAGUAGUAGCCAGCAGAGUGUGUUACCAAAUAGGACGAUAGCUUCAUCAAACUCUGUACCUGUGAUAUCACAUGGCAAUGGCGGAUUGACAGGACUACCAGGCAUGGAUAGAAACUCCUCUGGAAUUACAAGUGAAAAUACCAAGUUAUCAAACUCUACAAAUCUUUCAUCCAAACCUUUUGCUCCACACCCAGUGCUUGGUGAAAGAAUUGCAAGACCUGAAGCAAGAGAUCCAAGAAGAGAAACAAGUAGUUCAACAAGUGAAAAGAGUGAAGGUGGGAAGUCUUCUUCCACAGAUAGGAGCAGAGACUCUGAUCAGUCCAGGACAGACAAAAAGACAAAUCUGGUCACUGACCUAAAGACUCCAGUACAGGUUUAUCGGGAUCCGAAUUUGUCAGACUCGGAAGUGAUUCAUGUGGAUUCAAUUCAGCAUCAUCCAGCUCACUUGAUGAAGAUAGGGGAUCAGGCACAGCAUACCCCUUCCCCGGGACAACACCCUAUCACUCCAUCCCCACACGCACUCAGGAAUCCCAGUGCCACAGCAGCCCCUCCCAAUCCCAGCGCCAUUGUUGCCUCGCCGAGUGCCUUCGUGGCUGCACCCUCAGUCGGUCACAUUCCAGCCCACCAUCCCAUCCAACACCACGGUCACGCCAUGUUUCCUGCGCACCUCCAACUCUAUCAGCAGCAUCCGUUGGCCUCGCAGCUGGUCGUACCGGGACACUUCCCGCAACACCAUCUCGCAGGUCUGGAUCGGCAUUCGCUGCAACAGCUUCAUACCCAGGGCCUCGUUGGGCUAGUCCAGCCUGAUCCUAUGACCAGAAUUCGAUUGGGAGGUAUACAUGGGAUUGUGUCUCCACAACAUGCUGCUACUGCUCUUCAGGGGAGCAUGCACACUGGCUUGACACAAGCUCAGUUGCAGGCCAUACACCAACAGCAUCCUGGCUUACCACUGCCACCAAGUUGGGUUAUACAGCAGGAAGAGCUGGAAAGGGCUCAUCUACAACAGCAGAAAACCCAGGCUGCUGCCGCAGCUGCAGCUGAAAAGGGUUCCUCUGCCUUACCCCACCACCCAUCAGCCCCAACCAGCCAGGUACGGAUCGACCCUACCCCUUCAGCUGCUUCCAGCGUGGACAAGAAACCCCAUCCUGCCCAUCUCCCUGCAGGCUCUCACCCUCAGCAUCACACACACCCCCAGCUGAUGUCUGUCAGCCAGGCUGCCCAGGGUGGUGCCCAGGGUCUUGUAGGACAUGAAGCAGCAGCCGCAGUAGCUGCUCACCAUGCUAGACAUCAGUAUCAGGAACUGGAUGCACAGGCGGCUGUCCAGCAACACUUCCAGGAGUCCCUGCGGAAGCUGCAGGUGCCCUUCUCUUUCUCUGCACCUACAACAGGUGGCAGUAUCACAGAAGGUACAGCUCUUCCUAAGAACAAAGGACAACUUCCCAAAGAGGCCAUGGACAGACAGCACAAAGAGAGGCAAGAGCAUGAAGAAAGAUUAAGGAGGGAAAGGGAAGAGAAAGAACUUGAAUGGCAAAGAAUACAGAGAGAUAAGGAGCGCAAGCACCAAGACUCUGAUCCCAGACUAAGAUUUCCUGGUAUGGAGAGUGAGAGCGUGUACAAACAUCCUGUCUCAGAGGGCAAACAUCCCUACGAUGAUCCACUUUACAGGCAAUCAUUAGCGCAUGCUGGACUUGUGCGAUAUCAGGAAGAACUGGCAAAGUACCCAAUGGAUCUCAAACACGAGCCCAAAAUUAAACUUGAAAGAACAGAAUUGAAUGCAAGGACUCACGAUGGGCCAGGUUUCAAGGCAUAUCAGUCUUCAGUCAGAUCGGAUGCACACACAACAUACUACAAUACCUUGUCUAUGAAAUCGGAAGAACCCAGAGCAGGUGUGCCAGUGAGGACUGAACAGAAUAGGCAGAUGGCAACGGCAUCUGCUUACAAGCCUAAACCUGAUAAUUUAGUGGGAUAUCAGCCAUUCCUGCACACCAUCACUAGUCAUGGCGGGGAGAAAGGGGAAACGUUUAGCAAGCAUAGCGACGAGUACAAAAUGGCUGCUAAUGCUGCUGCUAUGCAGGGAGCGAGGCGAGCAAUCCCAACCCCACCACCUCUUAUUAAGAGAGAACCAGACAGGUCUGAAAUAGCAUUGCAUUCUAGUGUGAUUCAAGCAUCCAGGUGUGAGCGAAGACCAGAGACUAUGCACCAUGCUGGAGCAGUGUUUACCGCCUCCAGUUCCAGUCAUGAUAUCCAUUUCACACAGGCAAGCAAGCAUCUUGCGUUGUCAGAUGUAAGAACAAACAAUGAGGUAUCACAUUCGGUACCGGUCAUCAAGCAUACAAUAGGCACUCCGCCUCCCUUGCAUAGCUCGGCAGGCCAGACCACUGCGAGUCAGUUGGUAAGACAGUCUCAUAUACCCCCUCAGUCCCCUCUCAAAGUGGCAACUCCACAGCAGCUUUCAGCGGCUGUUCUUCAACUUGGCUCUCAUUCUGUCAGCAGUACUACCACAACAACCAUGGGGGUGUAUCCCCAUCAUGUCUACUCCACUGCCCAAACAACUACAGCAACGAGCUCUAACUCACUCCUCAUGUCAGCUCUUCGUCCUCAAGACAUGACGAGAGUGAGUGAAGCCAUGGAGGUUGAUCAAGGUACUAUGAAGCGAAAGCCCAGUCAGGCAGCGGCUGCCAUGUUCCACAAAAAGAGACCAAAAACAAAGGAGGAUAUGCACAGUGAUAGUGGGAACUUGGACAAAAAGGAGUCUACUGGUAUGUCCUACAUCGAGCAAUACCAUAAUUUUGUGAUGGAACCCAAUGCUCAUAAUAGUACGUCUGUUGGAAAUGCUACGGUUUGUAAAGCGACUGAAAACAUUGAGCUGAAAAUUGAAAAAGUUGAUCAGUACAAGCGAUUGAGCCUAGACUCCUCAGCGCCAGCGUCUCUAUUGUCGGGUGAGACACAUAGAACGCCAAAUGGGACGUGUUCGGAUGGUGAAAGCAACCGGUGUAUUUCACCGCGUAGUACUGCCAGUGAUUCUUCAGAGGGGCGUAGCUUGAAGUCGGCAUCACCGCACCGUGCAGGAGGACAUAUGUAUCUCAAGAAGGCCUGGCUGGCCAGACACUCUGAGAGCAAGACACCGUUUGGUAUGCCUUCUGCAGGUGCAUCAUCCACAAACAACCUUGAUCCUAAACAAGAGCCUGGUCUUUCAUCCAAGCUCUCAAAUUCUCUUCCUAAUGGACAUCUCAUGGGUGGUACCUUUGCACAGGUGGCGCAGAGCAUGGACGCUGACAAAUCAGUCACCAUUGAUGACAUUCCAAAAAGCAUUCCGAACCACAUCUAUGACUUUGAUCAGGACAAAUCCUCCACCUGCUCGGAAGCAUCCACGGUAUCCAGCCACAAGUCGCGAUCGCGAAAAAGUGGGAAGGACAGGACUAAGAAAAAGGAUCGUAAGCGUCAUGGUUCCCCCGCUGAAUCCAAGAAACAUGGGAAAGAUAAAGGAGAUAAGAGCGAGGAAAAGAUUGGUGACUGUGAAAAACCAAAGUCGGAAUAUGUGCUGGGACUGGAAGCCUGUAGGAUUAUGUCAAACAACAUGGAAAGCAAAAGUACUCAACAGAUCACAGAACUGCUAAAUCUGAUAGCACAAUCCCCAAAGAAAAGGAAGCUUACAAGAUCCAGCAAAGAUAGUAAAGACGGUCAACUGAAUAGACAGGUUACCAAGCCUGCUGUGACCAAGCCUACUGUGACCAAACUCAAGAAGUCUGGAGAGGCCUUUCUUCAAGAUGGCUACUGCUCCGACAUCACUCCAAACCUCAUGAAAUGCAGAGAAUGUCGGAUCAAACCUUCAUCCAAGCAAUCUAAACUCAAUAACAUUUUCUGCAGAUUCUAUGCCUUCCGAAGACUGAAAUACAGUACCAAAGGUAACCUAACCUUAGCCGGGUUCUCUGAGCCUGAACAGUGUGACUCAGAAGACCUUAGCCCCUGGUUACCUUACCCUCCGGACUCCGAGAGCAAGCUGGAUCUAGAGACGUGUCUUUAUAUCUUAUCGAGGGUCGGACCUCAGUUCUGUCAGCUGGUGCAGCAGGAGCAGCAGGCUAAGACUUGGUGUCCAACCCCAGACAAAAUAGCAUGGAAGAGGGCCGUGAUCGGUGUUCGUGAGAUGUGCGAUACCUGUGACACUACUCUCUUCAAUAUCCAUUGGACAUGCUCUAAAUGUGGCUUUGUGGUCUGCCUCGAUUGCUACCACUCAAAGAGCAAUGAGGAAAAGAACGAUGAAAACACUCCAGAGAAUGGACCCAAGUGGUUGAAGUGUAUCAAAGAUCAAGUUCAUCAACCCGAUAGUCUCAUGCUAACUCAGAUGAUCCCUGGAAAUGCUCUGUGGGAUGUGGGAGAGCUGAUGCAUCAGGUCUGCACCAAAUGGAGGAUACCAUCUGCUUGUCCUUGUCUUGGAGAUGGUAAACCAGCCGUCAACGGCAUGUCACCGACAAGAGGCCAGAUUGUUUCAGAGUGGAAGAGGGAUGACCUUCUAUCAUCUACCGCCCUCAGUGGUCAUCUUUCAAACUCUCGUUCGAAUAGAAUGCCCAAGCUGACAUCUCUUCCACAGUCGGCCUCACCACUGGCCUUCCUAGCUGAUAUUGCUACGUCUCAGGAUGGCAAACGUGGUGUGGAUGGCCUCAACUCUAAAUCAGUUGACAAAGCGUGUUCUGUUGACGUUGAUGCAAAGGGUGAACCUUGUUCCACGCUCAGAGACUUACUCACCAAGACAGCCGGGAAGCUAUGCAAACCAUCACCUAACGAUGGAAACCUUCUCACGCAGUUACUGCCCAAAGUCGAUUGCAUCUCCAAGAAGACGUCCCGCACGAUGACAAGCACAUUUGAAGACAUCAUCGCCACGGUCGUUGAGCAGAAUAUCUCCGCUCCUGGGAAGGAUCGAAGCGGUGUCAAGACUCCUCGACUGUCCACAUCGUCUGUCACGGACAUGACAACGUCACCAAGCAACAGCAGCAAAGUGGAGAGGAAAGGAAAGACUGCAGGGAAUAGGAACACUCUUGUUGAAUCUAGUGUAACAUUUCCUGAUGUACCUCAUUCAUGGUUAUGUGAUGGGAGGCUGCUAAGAUUACAUGAUCCUUCUCAUGCUGGUAAUCUACGUAUCUUUCAAGAACAAUGGAGGAAAGGAGAGCCAAUCUUGGUUAGCAAUGUUCACAAGCAGCUUGAUGAUAACCUAUGGCAUCCAACCUUCUUCAACAAACACUUUGGUCACCUUGAGAAUGACCUUGUAGACUGUCGAUCAGGGGACGUUAUAACAGGUGCCCCUAUGAGAGACUUCUGGAAUGGUUUUGAGGAUAUCUCAAAUCGUUUGGAGACGAAGCAAGGGUUACCCAUCAUCCUGAAACUGAAGGAUUGGCCACCAGCGCAAGACUUCAGCGAGCUUCUACCUCGACACUUUCAGGAUCUGAUGAAUAACCUACCCUUGCCUGACUACACCCGUAGGGAUGGUAGGUUCAAUCUAUCGUCUAGACUGCCAGACUUCUUCGUCAAACCCGACCUUGGACCAAAGAUGUACAAUGCCUAUGGCCUUGCCCGCUAUUCAUCAUGCGGCACUACCAACCUUCAUCUAGACAUCUCUGAUGCUGUCAAUGUGAUGGUAUAUGUAGGCAAGCCACAUAGCGUAGACGGACAAGAAACAUGUGAUUCAUAUGAAAAAGAAGCAAUCGAGGCUGUGAAUCACAUGUGUAUGGAUGAGCAGACCAAACAGAGAGUCAGAGAGAAGGAGGAAAGACCAGGAGCCAUCUGGCAUCUCUUCAGGGCUGCUGAUACUAACAAGAUUAGACAGUUUCUUUGCAAGCUGUCUGAAGAGAAGGGCGAGGAUGUGCCCACCGACCACGACCCCAUCCAUGACCAGAGCUGGUAUCUGGACAACGAGCUGCUGGAUCGUCUCUAUAAGGAGUACGGGGUACAGGGAUGGGCUAUCGCUCAGUGCUGGGGUGAUGCUAUAUUCAUUCCUGCCGGCGCUCCACAUCAGGUGAGGAAUGUCCACUCGUCCAUCAAGGUUGCAGAGGACUUUGUCUCUCCAGAGCACAUCAGUGAAUGUUUCUGGUUGACUCAGGAGUUCCGUCAGCUCAGUGCUACCCACUCCAACCAUGAAGACAAACUGCAAGUAAAGAACAUCAUCUACCAUGCCAUUAAGGACACCAUUGGGCUGCUGGUGACCAAGACACCGCCCGGGGAGUUGACCGACCCCUUUGGAGCUGGUAAGGUGUUUGAAGCACUGCAGCAACAGCAACACCAACAGCAACUUCUGCUGCAGCAGCCACAGCCCACUGCAACAUCACAACAUCAUCAGCAGCCACAACACCAACAACAGCUGGUCCCCCAGCAACUGGUUGCGAAAUCACCGCAGUCUAAGCCCUCUCCUGCGUCAACGCCACCGGUCACAAGCAACAACACCUGCAGUAGCUCGUGACAAUUAGCCAAGGAAAAACGGGCGUUUCAACUGGAGAGGAUCGGGUGUCAAGUAAACUAGAUGUUUGUCAUUGUUCAACCUGACGAGCUGCAAUGUGUAAUAGUCUAGGAAACCCCAAAGAACCAAUAUAUUCUAUUUAGGUAGAGGUAGAAAUGUCUGUCAAAAACCAACAAACUCACAGGGGACUGGAGCGAGAAGCAGUGGGGUACAGAUUUUGCCAUGAGGUAUGUAAAGUGCCAGGAACCUGUUGAUUUACUGAAAGUAGAUCCCUUCUUGGGUUUUGAUUCUUCCAAAAUGAGUAUGCCAAUUAGAUAUUCAAAAUAAGGGAUGUCAUAAUGGAUAUUGCUUACUACUCAGAGCAAAUCUUUUGAAAAUAAAAUACACUUGUAAAUGAAAUGAGAAAGACAUUUUGUGGUUGGCUUGAUGAUCGUUAAUCAAGUUAGUUUGUCUCUUUUUUUUUGUCUCUUCCACUGUAUACAUGUACUUGAAGCAAAGUAUAUAGAAGACUCAGUGAUGUACAUGUUAAUUGUCCAAAUACCUCAGCAAUCGUGGAGAUAAGGUGCUCUAAUUCUAUAGCAAAUUUAAUUUAGACAUGGAGCAAGAAAUGAAGAUUAUAUUAGAGCUAUAUUGAAUGACCUCUAUUGGAAUAUGAAGAGAGAGAUGGAUUGGAAGAUUUUGAAAAGGAUGGAGGAAAUGAAUUUCAAGUAUUUUAUUUCUAACUUUCGAUGAAUUCGUAAAUGGGUGAGAUAUAUUUAUGCGUUUUCCAAUGGAAUUUUGAAAUUGAUUUUAUAUGACGACGAGGUGUCUGUACAAAGUUAGUGAAUGAAAGCAGGAGAGAGCAUCCUGUUUGGUUCAUGUAGUGAAGGCUAGGUGCCCAGAACAGGGUUUGAAAUGCCUCAUUGCUUUGUGUUGGAACAGCAGCAGUGACAAAGGUGUAGAUGUCAAGAAAGACAUAAUCACUUGCAAAUCCAUUGUUUUAGGAGCCAUUUUCGAUUAGUUAAUGUCUUAUUUUGAGAAGGAAAAGGAAACCAAAAUUUAUAAGAUCAUAAUUUUAUUUUUUAUUUUUUACAUUGCGGUAAGAUGUAAUAAAUGAAGAAAUCAACAAAAAGCAAUGGGAAGUGUCUUUUGGCUGUCUAAUAAUAACGAAGGGCGCCAGGAGUUAUCAUACAUACAUGUAUAAGACUGAACUGUGAUAUGCAUGAUUUAAGCUUUCAAUUCGCUAUGUUUAUCAUGUAUUUUAUUACCCUGACUUGGCCAAAAUGUGAAAUGGACAGUUUGAAUGAAAUUAACCAUCAAAUCGAGCAAAUGAUCACUUCUGUUUUUGUAUCAAUGAGUUGCAGAGAAGUGCGAUGCAUUACGGUUAGAAAUGUUGAUAGUACAAGAGUCGUGAUAAGGAUUGGAUAACUAAUUUAUUUAUGUUUUUUCUAUAGUUGGCAGUCCAUUGUGUUGUAUGUAUAGCUAUCAUGUUGGUUGCAUGGCAUGCAGCAUUGUUGAUUUCAUUACAAUUCUUUCAAACAUUCCAUAUGAAUUUUUUUAUUAGUAGUGAUUUUUUUUUCUUCUUGUUUAUAUCAAGAUUUGUAAAAACCUCAGAAAAUCAUUUGACCAAAACUAAAUGUGCCUGAUAAAUAAAUGAAUGAAAUUGGGCGAUUUAUUGUAGAAAUGGGUAUAGGAUGUGACUGGCAUAAGGAAAUAUUGAAAUAUAAAAACUGUGAUCUCGUUGAUCCAUGAUUGAUUUUAGAACAAGAAGGAAUAACUUUAUGUUAAAAUUAUGUCCAUACAAUUAUAUAAGUGUGUGUUCAUGAUAGUUCAGAGGACUUUUUUUUUGCAUUCAUUGAUUAAACUGCCUUUUCCAUUUUAUGUCAAGUACAUUUAGGGUUUUUUCAGCUUAGGCUAGGUCAGCAUCAUGUAGUUGAAAACUUUCCAGAUGUUUGUAGGUUAUGGUUGUACAUGUAUAGUUGAAUCUUGUCCUCAUUUAUGGAAAUUAUGUCAUUUCUGUGAUGAAAUGGAUUCGUGAGAGUGUAGUUUGUACAGCGAUGUAGAGAACAAUAUAUGUAGCACAGAAUCAAAUGUUUGUCACUAUGGCAAAAAUCAUAUGAUCAUUGUAAAUAUGUGAGAGAUAGAUAUAUAGCAUUUAUGUACUUUAUAUCUUAAUUCUUGUCUCGCAGCAAAAUGGAUUUUUCUCUUAGAAAAGCUGUGAUAUCUUUUUUUCUUUUUUUAAACACAAUUACAAAAAUGCACCUUGAUUGUGAUAUUUUCUGUUGAUAAAACCCAUUUAUAUGAAAUUGAUUUUUACAAGAAACAACAAAGAUUGAUUUCUUUGUAGUUGUGUUUGUUGUGUUGGGGAAUAAUAUGUGUGGUAAUGUAUAUACUUAGGGUCAUAGUGAUAUUUUUGUAUGGAUAGGGAUUCCUGUCUCCUUAUCACUCUUUUAUGAGUUUGUAAUCGAGAUCACUUUGAUGACCUUUUUAGUUGACAGAAGACGAUGAAAUGUAUUUCGGUUGGAAAUAGAAUUUAUAGUCAAAAGGAAAUUGUGUUUAUCUGUAAAUUCUUGUGAAUAUGACAUUCUUAUUUUAUGAAAUCAGUUGACUUGUGCAUGGCUUGGCUUGCUAAAAAAAGUGAAGAAAAUGAAGAAAAUCUUGUUAUACAGUUGACUAAAACAAAUAAUACAAAAACAUAAAAAUAA
Molecule: messenger RNA, 10951 nt
Organism: Lytechinus pictus (painted urchin)
Lineage: Eukaryota; Metazoa; Echinodermata; Echinoidea; Temnopleuroida; Toxopneustidae
Product: probable JmjC domain-containing histone demethylation protein 2C
Exons: 21
Coding region: 573-8270 (2565 amino acids)
Biological process (GO): regulation of transcription by RNA polymerase II
Cellular component (GO): histone deacetylase complex; chromatin
Molecular function (GO): histone H3K9 demethylase activity; transcription coregulator activity; chromatin DNA binding
Source: RefSeq, a predicted model, not a curated record